AGGAUGGUUGCGCUGAGGUUCCUCUUUGGGGAGGUGAGAGCUGUCCGGUGCUGAAGGGGGAAGAUGAGCUCAGCGCGCGCCGGGGGGCAGGUAACGUCAGCAGUCGGCCGGAGCAGGAAAAGACUCCAUACACACACCCACCAAGUGUUUAUCUGCGCUUAAUCACUGAUACACAUCGACACACAUGAAUAAUGGGCAGCUAAUCAGCUCCGUGUGACUCAGCGCCGAUUUUCUUCCGAUUCCUGCGCGCCUCGGCAGCAUCCCGCGCCCUCCGCUUGGCUUGAAAUGGGAUGAUAUGGGCUUUUUCAUGUCGACGAAGAUCGGAGGGAUUCUUGCUUUUGCCUUGGUAUUCCUCUCGCUGACAGUGUCAGGAGACCCUCUGACAGAUGUUAAGUGUGAGAACAUUUAUAAAGACUUCUCUGACUGUGUGUUGGAGCUGGGAGACAGUAUGGACAACUCGCAGGAGAACGUAACCAGUGAGAGCGGAGUGGCAGCAGUCUGCAGCCACUGGGAAGCUUUCCACACAUGUGCCCUCACAGCGCUGUCCGACUGUGAGCAAGAAGUCAGCUCUAUCUGGGAGACUCUGAGGCAGGACUCGAGGAAGAUGCGCUUCCAGGGGAGUCUAUUCGACUUGUGCAGCCCCAGCUCCUCUCCCAGUAUAAGUUCACCCCUCGGUACCCUCAUCCUGUCCCUUAUAGGCAUGCUGAUCAUGACUGCGUCCUCUGUAUAGAUGAGGGCUGAGGUGAGGAGGGAUACAUAUCCCCUGGGUUCAGUCCUUCAGAUAUCAAACUUAAAGCCAAGGAUUUAAAUAGAACAAAUGUUUUAAUAAGGAUUAUUUUGACAGAGAGCCAUGGAGGUUUGUGGUGAGCCAAUCAAUAUUUGCUGUGAUGAAUAAUGCUUGAAAUCUUCUCAUAUCCCUCAGCUUGAUCCUCCCACAUGUCGAGAAAGUGACAGUAUAUAGUAAAGGAAAUACAUUUCCGUAAUAUAACUUAUGAGUAAACAUUGCAAAUACUCCAAAGAUUUGAGACAAUCUCUUAGCAGAGUCCAAUCAGACAGUAGUUCGACACCUGUGGCUCUGGGUUACCAGUAUAAAGUAGGUCACAGGGAUUGGGCACAAUAUCAUCAACACCUGCACAAUUCAAUGCAAUCUAAUGAAAUAGCCAUGCUAAGAGAAUUUAUUGUCAUUAUCAUGUUCUGCAGGAUUCAGACCUGAGGUUUAAGAGCUGUGUAUUUGUGGAGUAAUUCAUAUUCUUCUUAUAUUUUAAUACAGCAGGUGUUUAUGUUUUUGUGCCCACACUUUCUUGUGUAUGGUUUUGUGAUGAUAGUUGACCGUAGAGUUCAACUUUUUAGGAGUUUGCUGAGGAUAUCUGUCCAACAUUCAAAAAUGUGUAUGCUAAAAUCAGCCAGUUAGUUUAGCCUUGCACAUAGCUCACAAAGCUGCAACCUAGCCAAGAAAUAUUUCACAGAUUAAAAAAAAGGAACCAAAAAAACAACAACACACAAAUAGUAAAUUUUACACUUUAAGGCGCUUUAAAGUAAUGCAUUUGAACUAGGCUAGGCUUGCAAGCCAAGCCAUCGUGCUAUCAAGUAGAAGACAGCACAAGAAAAAAACAUCAGCAUAAAUCUAAGCAAAUCUCAGCUCUCAGUCAUUACAAAACUGCUUAAAUAUGUUAACUUAUUCAUCAUGGUAAGGACCAAACGAUGAGACAGAAGUAACAACAUUUAUCUGAAAGACUUAAACACACUAAAUCCAGUGUCUAAACAAAAAUAUAAUUUUAAUUAUAGGUGAGAUGCCCCUUACAUUUGUUUCAGAAUCUAGUAAAUAUUUGUGUAAGUGACAAUCAAAGCCCAUGUACACAUUUGACCCCUUUUUAACCCCAACACUUCAGCCCGCUGUGGUUGAUGUUGCUCAGCUGCUAUAAAGACACCAAAAACUCACAUUUAACUCUACAUCACAUGAUCACUUCUCCCACAGAGCCCCACGCUUUGGUUCAAUUUCAUUCUUAAUCAAACUUUGACCUGUAAACUUUUGUGUUGAAAGUGUGUAUGUUUAGUGUCAUGUCCCACUAUGUCAUAUUCAGACAGACUACUCAGCGUGGACUUUUAUCCAGAGAUAAAAAUACAGCUCAAAGUGUAUGAAAAAAUCUCCAGAAUAAUUAUAUUUUAAUGCCUGCAUAUAGGUCUUCUAACACUGUAUUUAUUCAAACUUAAACAUCUAUAGUUUAUCUCUCUAGUGAAGUCAAAUGAUAUGCAACAGCAAAAAUAACAGCUGCCAUAAAACACUAAACAAUAGCUUAUUUUGUAACAUAGACAUACAAUUGAUUUUGUAUCGAUCAAUGUCAGAUAUAAAGCCACUCAUUAAUGGACUGCAUAAACAUGAUGUCAAACUAAAUAGAUUCCAAGCUGUGCUGCUCCACUCAUCUGUUUCAUUCUGUUCAUUCUGAUUCAUUAUGGGAAUCUUUCGCUCUAAUUUACUCAAAUUUGACAAACUUUAAGCUUCCAAAGCAGCAAUGAGCAAAUGUUGUGAAUCUCAAUGAGAGAAAACAAUUGAAUGGGAGCUACAGUUUUAAUAAUUCUCACUCUUCCUCACAUUACGCCAAGAAAACAAUUGAGAUAUCACUAUUUGUAAUAGACUUUUAUUUCAUGUGAAAUUCUCGUGUAGGUUAAAUUCACUUUAUAAAUAUCAAAUGUGUUUACCUUUUCUGCAAUAUUCACCUGGAAUUAAGAGCAAAUUAUCAACUAUUGAGCAAUAGCAUUGUUUUGUCACUUUUUGUACCUUUUUUUUGUCAUUACUGAUGCUAAAAUGUGUUCUAAAAAUGUGGAUAAUUUUGUGGUCGUGAAUAUUUCCUUUUCCUCUAUUUCACCACAAAUGCAUGCUCAUGUUAGUGACAGUGCUUCAGAAUAUCAGUCUGUUAAUUUUUUCCUUGGACAAAGUGUACAGUGAUAUUGAUCUGUGCAUGAAGUUAGGCAAGCUCCUCAAUAUAUGCAGAUUUAUUACCCACCCACUCUCCUACUUUACCCCCAUUAGCAUGUUUGUUCCGGUGGUAUCUAUUUAUUUUUCUGUAUCAGGAGUGGUUGCAUUAAGUCAUCCAUUGUGUGUCUGGUGGUGAGAAUACAACGAUGUCCUCAAAGCAUGAGCAAUAUAUAGGAUCACUUCUUACGAGAGGACUCAUCCGUUCGUAUGCUGUUAAAGAAAGCAUGAAAAUGAUUGUGUUAUCAUAAGUAUUAUUACAGCACAAGAAUUGAACCCUAAAGACAGUUAACACGUGGAGAGAACCUCUGAAUGUAAAAAAGUUCAGUACCCAUGUUUUUCUUCAGUUUCCUGACGGCAGAGCACUCUAUUUACACGACUGUAUAAAGCAAUAUAUAGCAGAGUAAUGUGUUUGUAAUAAUAAAGCACUAUGUUAAAACAUAA
Messenger RNA from Labrus mixtus (cuckoo wrasse), 3415 nucleotides. Its product is annotated as neuritin-like. Gene Ontology annotation, biological process: neuron projection extension; nervous system development. Gene Ontology annotation, cellular component: plasma membrane. The record is from RefSeq and is a predicted model, not a curated record. NCBI's taxonomy places the organism in Eukaryota, Metazoa, Chordata, Actinopteri, Labriformes, Labridae. Bases 296 to 730 code for a protein of 144 amino acids. The transcript is spliced from 3 exons.